CCACCGCCUCACUCGCACACGCACACGCACACGACGCCGCGCGCUCCGCUCUGCAGUGAUCGAUCGCUCUCCACCCGCGCGCCGCGCCUCGCCGAACCACCGACGCGCGAUCGUGCUUCCAUGGCGCCGCCGGCGACGAUGGCCACACGGCCGCGCAAGCAGAAGCAGAAGCAGAAGCAGCGGGAGGGUGGACUCCUCGCCGCGCUGUCGACCUUCGUCGUCCUGCUGGUGCUCGUCUUCCUCCACGCUGGGGGCGUCGCGGCGGCGGUGCAGGGGCUGGCGUUCCACGUCAGCGGGCCGCGCGGGUGGCGCGUCCCCGACGCCAACACCAGCUACGGGUGGUGGGCGAUGAACAACCGCUUCCACGUCGGCGACUCCCUCUACUUCAAGUACGGCGGCGGCGACUCUGUGCUGGUCGUCGACCGCGAGGCGUUCGACGGCUGCAACGCAACGGAGCCCCUCGCCAGCUUCACCGACGGCGCCACCACCGUGCGCCUCGACCGCCCGGGGUUCUUCUGCUUCAUCAGCGGCGCGCCGGGCCACUGCGAGGAGGGGCAGAAGCUCGUCGUCCGCGUCAUGGUGCACCCGCCGGAGGACGCCGCGUCCCCCGCGCGCGGCCCGGCCCUCCCGCCGGCGACGUCUCAGCCUGGCCACGGCGGCUCUGGCUCCGGCUCCGGCGCGCGCUCCGGUCCACCCGGCGCGUCGUCCGGCGCAGCCGCGGUUGCCGCCGGCGCCGCCCUAGCGGCGGCGACGGCUGUCCUCGUUGGUCUCGCCCUGCUGCUUCCGUGAUCAGUUUGCAUGCAUGCAAGCUCAUAGUUUAAUUGUCAUUUAGGCUGCUUUGUUUGAUGUUUAUUCGUCUCAUUAAGAACUUGAUUAUUGUGUCAAAUAGGUUAAGUACGUUGUUUAUUACCGUCUAAUCAUUCAGUGGCAUGCAAAAUGAAUAUUAUUGCACGCAUAACGCAUUGUGUUAAUUCCUCGCUGCCUCUUUCA
Molecule: messenger RNA, 990 nt
Organism: Oryza brachyantha (malo sina)
Lineage: Eukaryota; Viridiplantae; Streptophyta; Magnoliopsida; Poales; Poaceae
Product: early nodulin-like protein 1
Exons: 2
Coding region: 121-789 (222 amino acids)
Cellular component (GO): plasma membrane
Molecular function (GO): electron transfer activity
Source: RefSeq, a predicted model, not a curated record